This is a messenger RNA of Clarias gariepinus (North African catfish), 1230 nucleotides long. It is a transcript of the gene rgs18, whose product is annotated as regulator of G protein signaling 18. The record is from RefSeq and is a predicted model, not a curated record. Lineage: Eukaryota; Metazoa; Chordata; Actinopteri; Siluriformes; Clariidae. The transcript is spliced from 5 exons. Bases 121 to 840 code for a protein of 239 amino acids.
UGACCUGCCAGAUACCAAUCGGUGCUUUGAGAAUUUGUGGUUAAAUAAGAUUGAUGUCCUGCUGUCUAGUUUCAUGUGUAAGCGAGAAAGAGAGAGAGUCAGUGAGACAAGGGGAAAAGCAUGGAGACCUUUGUCUUUCUGUUUCCUCAAUUCGACUUCUCUGCCCCCAAGGAGGAAGUGUGUUUCAAAAUGCUCGGUGAGACCGUGUGGCGUGCUACCAGAAUGAAAGACAGCCAAUCAAGGAACAAGGACAAUGACAAAGAUAAGGACAAGGACAAAAAGUACAGACUCAGCCUCUUGAUGACCAGAUCCGGAUCACACGAGAAUGUCAGCCCAGAGAAAAAGCCGCAAUCCAAAACCCCAUAUAUUCCACCUGAGGUCGCUUUGAGAUGGAGUGAUUCCUUUGAAGAUCUGCUGGCACAUCCAGAUGGAGUGGAUGUCUUCACGCAAUUCCUGCGGUCCGAGUUCAGCGAGGAGAACAUCGAGUUCUGGUUAGCGUGUGAGGAUUACAAGACCACAACGUCCCCCGCCAAUUUGCACUCCAAGGCUAAGCAAAUGUAUGCUGUAUUUAUUGACGCCGAGGCACCCAAAGAGAUUAAUAUCGACCACUCGACCAAGAUGGACAUUCAGAAGAACAUCGCACAGCCGACGCAGUCGUGUUUCAACGCGGCGCAGAGCAAAAUCUACACCUUGAUGAAGAAGGACUGCUACCCACGCUUCCUCGCCUCAGACAUCUACCUGUGCCUGACCAAGAGGAAAGCGCCUCCUGCCAUGACCAGGAGAAGGUCUAGGUCUUUUGUGUUCAGUGACCGCGAUGAUAACGCAGCAGCCUGGUUGUAGCUCCUCAACAGCAAUUAGUAUGAUGGUUUUUCGAAGAUCGUAGGUGUGUACAGGUUACACUCAGUGCCUUGCUAGAUCUGUUCACCGGACAGUAUAUUUUCUUUUUCCCUGGGUCAGCAAAAGAGUUCAGCUUGGAUCAUGAUUUCAGCUAAUCGCAGAUUUAAUCAAAUGACAUCGCCGCCAAUUUUAACUUUAUUAUUUCACUGGUUUGAUGUGUGCGUACGCUUAGCAUAAAAUACCGGUUUUAUAACCGAGAGCUGGAAAGUGCUUGUGCAAAUCUAUGCAGAACUUACAGACUUUACGUCAGCAGAAGACAAUAUGACAAGGCUACAGUAUAGCUAAGUUCAUUUGCAAGCUAAAUCCUUGAAUAAGGUUUUUUUUUAAGGACAG